Molecule: messenger RNA, 1533 nt
Organism: Erigeron canadensis
Lineage: Eukaryota; Viridiplantae; Streptophyta; Magnoliopsida; Asterales; Asteraceae
Product: mRNA-decapping enzyme-like protein
Exons: 8
Coding region: 175-1269 (364 amino acids)
Biological process (GO): deadenylation-independent decapping of nuclear-transcribed mRNA; deadenylation-dependent decapping of nuclear-transcribed mRNA; positive regulation of catalytic activity
Cellular component (GO): P-body
Molecular function (GO): mRNA binding; enzyme activator activity
Source: RefSeq, a predicted model, not a curated record
CCCACCCACUUUGCCGACCCAACAAAAACACACAAACGCAAACACACUUUAAACUGUGUGUAUUAAAUCAACCAAUUGCUGCUGGGUUUAAGUUUUCCAAGAAGAAAACAAAUAGUACACGCCUCUUGUUGAUUGAUCAAAAUCAGAUAAUUAUAAAAGAAUUGAAAAGAAAAGAUGUCACAAAGUGGUGUUGGGGGUGGAAAGUUAAUGCCAAAUCUGGAUGAAAACAGCACAAAGAUUCUGAAUCUGACAGUUCUUCAAAGAAUGGAUCCUUAUAUUGAACAGAUCUUGAUCACUGCUGCUCAUGUUACUUUUUAUGAAUUCAAUGUUGAACUUAAUCAAUGGAGUCGCAAGGACGUUGAAGGGUCUCUCUUUGUCGUCAAGAGGAACACUCAGCCAAGGUUUCAAUUCAUAGUAAUGAAUCGUCGAAAUACAGAAAACCUUGUGGAGAAUCUGCUUGGAGAUUUUGAGUUUGAACUUCAAGUUCCAUAUCUUUUGUAUCGAAAUGCUUCUCAAGAAGUCAAUGGUAUUUGGUUUUACAAUACGCGUGAGUGUGAGGAUGUUGCAAACCUCUUUACAAGAAUUCUUGGUGCAUAUUCAAAGGUUCCCCCCAAGCAGAAAGUGAACAAAAGCGAAUUUGAGGAACUUGAAGCAGUACCUACUUCUGCUGUAAUUGAAGGACCAUUGGAGCCAGGGUUGACUACCUCACGCACUACAGAUGUACCCGAGGAUACUUCAUUUGUAAACUUCUUUAGUACUGCUAUGAAUUUGGGACAUAACACCUCGAUUCCUGUUACUUCCAUGCAACCCUAUCAUAAUUCAACAACAAUUCCAUUAUCUUCCCGAGAUGCACCUUCUCCUGUGGUGAAUAAUCCACCAUUACAGAUCCCCUCAUCUGCCCCAUCAAUGCCACCCCAUGACAAUGUUGAUCCGCUCAACAUGAGCAAUCAUUUGACCAAUCUUAUCAAGCCUCUUUCUUUCUUUACACCCGCCUCUUCUUCUUCUACAUUAAUGAGACAGCCUUCUUCAUCUGUGCCAGUUCCCGCUCUUCAGCCACCACUAAAUGUACAAAGAAAUGUUGGUAUUCCCUUGCUUCAACCUUUUCCACCACCCACUCCGCCACCAUCUCUCACCCCUGCUUCCACUUCUGGUCCAUAUUACGGACCAUUGAGCAGAGAAAAAGUUCGAGAGGCGCUUGUACUGCUUUCACAGGAUAACCAAUUCAUCGACAUGUUCUACCAAGCCUUACUGAAAGUGCAUCAAUCAUAACAUAAGUGAAGAACUUUCACCUGUAGAUCAAAGUUAUUAUAAGAUUGGCUUUGCAUAUAGACCCAAAUCACCAAAAGCACAUUCUGUUCGUAGUCAUGAAAUAACAUUUUCACCAGAUAGUUUGAUAAAUGUGUCACAUAGAACAGUUGGAUACUGUAAGAUUUGAAGUCCUUUGUUUUGUUAAUAUUUUUGCUUGAAAUACUAUAGGUUUAUUAUGGUUGUAAUGUUUUUUUAAGUUUAUAGCUAAGGGACAUUUGUUUUUUC